AUGAGAAUCAAGAACAAGCUGGAGGAACUAUAUAAUGAAAGCACCAUUUAUUUAUCAGGAAUUCCGGGCUGUGGUAAAAGUCAAAUUGCUUGUCAAGUGGGACAGGAACUCUAUGAAAAAAGUUUGCGAGAAGACCAAGGUCUAACAUUUGUUUCAACUCUGAAUGCCGAAACCCUUGACUCACUUGCCGACUCCUGUUUCAAUCUAGCUAAACAACUGGGAGUUACGGAAUACGCUCUGACCAACCUAGCCAGGGACCGCGGAGGGGGAGGGGCUGGUAGGGCUAUAGCCCUACCACUUUUAUCGCUGGGAUUUAUUUCAUAGGACUCCAGUUGACAUGGAAAAAAUUUCCGUGGAAUUAUUGGACUUUGCCCUAUGGAAGAGUGGGAUGUUUGCUUGUCCGAACGAUUACAACCCGAUGUGCGUGCAAGGAUAAUAAGAUGUAAGGCCCAAAUGGAGUGAUUUGACUUUUUCUCUGCUUUGCAUCUUGGACAGCACCUUUAUUGCCACACCGAUAAUCUAUCUAAGGAUCUUCAGGGUACUAAGAUGGCUGCUGUCAGUGGACAACGCCUGGCAAAUCUAACAAAGGGGACGCUCACAAAGAUUCGCAUUGAUCAAAGCUUCGACCAAUUCUAUGCUAAUGUUGCCCGCAAGAGUGAAGGCCUGCUUGGCGAACCAACGCUUCCAAGAAAACGGCACACUCCGGCCAGACUGAAGGUUGGUGCUGGUGAACCAAGCUAUCCCCAAACUGCUGAAGAUCACAUUGUACGGGCCUAUUAUGAGGCUAUUGAUCUUAUCGUCAGGGCUAUCUAUCAGCGCGUUAAUCAGGAAAGCUUCAGCUCUUAAGUACAGAUGGAGACCCUUUUGCUUAAAGCUGCUAUAGAUAAUGGUGACGACUAUGAGGCAGAGUUCAGUUUCUUGAAGCAUAAUACAGGGAAGAUGUUGCGAUACAGGGGCGCUACCUAGGCAACUAAGUACUAUGGAAGGAGAAGAUAUCAUGUUUUGACGAAAUCCUGUUGGCGGUGUCAAAGUUUCCAGAACCAGAAAAGAAGCUAAUCCAGGAAGUCAGUUAAACUAUCUGUAAGCUGCUUGCUGUAAAUCCUAUUACCAGCGCUGCUGGCGAGGAUUCAUUCUCAUCUGUACGUACGGCGUCUGAAGACGUGGCGUCGAUCCAGGAUGGGUGAUGAGAGGUUUAGCAACCUAGUAGUAACGUUGAAUAGUUACAAGCUGAGAACAGACAGUGUCUCUAUAGCUGACGUCGCACAGGAGUUUGUUUCCAGCAAUGAGGACCGCAAGAGAAACUUCGGCACUGCUGACAACUUCAAAGUAGCAAUUUUAGGAAGGUUUAUUCAACAUAUUGGCUAUACUGGAUACUAUAACACGUGACGACGUUUAUGUUAUAUUUGUUGAGGUUGUAAAUAAGAUGGCGCUCAAAUGCUAGACUGCGAGCAGUCUAUCUUUUUCUUCAGAUUCCAAGGGGAAGUGCACGCGUCUGUGAGCGUGUCUCGGGCGUUUUGCUCGACGGACCAAGAGAAAAGAGAGACUGCUCGUAGCCUACGCAAAUGCAAGAUAAAUGGCGAAAUACUGAACUUAAUGUUUCUUUGUAUUGGUAAGAUUUUUUAGCCCCAGCACUUUAAAAUGGUCUCCGCGGUCCCUGACUAGCAACCUCCACGAAGGUCGACUCAAGUGAAAAAAUUCAACAUUUGAUGCGUUUUAUUUCUCCAAAGGUAAAACAAUUUUCUGCCUGGCUGAUUAUUGUGGAUAAUGUUGUUGACCUAUCCUUGGUUCGUAGUUAUCUGCCUCCAACCGCCAGUGAAGAAUGGGUCCAUGGUCAGGUACUAGAUCGGUACUAG
This is a messenger RNA of Porites lobata, 1853 nucleotides long. The record is from the annotation of a GenBank genome assembly. NCBI's taxonomy places the organism in Eukaryota, Metazoa, Cnidaria, Anthozoa, Scleractinia, Poritidae.